CAUCUCCAGUUCUCGACACGGCACGACACCGACCCGAGCGCGGCGGAGCGAGAGAAAGGAGGGGCACUGCCGGCGAUCUCAGCCAGCCCGCGUCGUCCCCAACGCCGGCGACCCACGCUUCCCCCGAACGAUCCGAGCGGAGAGAGCGUGCUGCAUUCUGGGAUGGCGGACUCCGUGUCCAAGGUGCUCGACGACGACAACCUCCUGGCCGAGAUCAUCGUCCGCGUCGGCUUCCCCACCACCCUCGUCCGCGCCGCCCUCGUCUGCAAGCGCUGGUUCCGCCAAGCCUCCGACCCCGCCCUCCUCAACCGUUUCCGCAAGCUCCACCCGCGCCGCCUCCUCGGCUUCUACCUCCAACUCAGUUGGAAUCUAAGCGUGGCCGCACGCUUCAUCCUGGUGCUGCCUCAGCCCCCGGAGCUCGGCACCGUCAUCCGCCGUAAAACCUACCAGUACCAGCUGUGCAGCUCGAGCCAAAUCAUUGGCUGCCGGAACGGCAACCUGCUCAUUGGCGUCUUCACAGGCGACUUCGCACUUGCGGUGCACAGCCCGCUCUGCUCCGACAGAGGCCUGGCCACCCUCCCAGCACUCCCAACCUGCUUUAUUUUCACGCUGGACAGUUUCGUUACAUUCCUCUCCAAAGAAGAAGGCGACGGCUUGUCAUAUUUUUAUGUGGCGGGGGAGCCUACCAAGGAUGCAACAGGAUCUACGGUGCACGUAUACGUGUUGCGAAAUGGUGAUGGUGCCUGGCGCGAGCAUCUUACCUUGUCCACAGACCAGCAGCUCGCUCAUCUGCGUUCGGAUCCAAGAGCUGUGCUCGUUGACGACAAAAUAUAUAUCGCGUCUGGCCUGAGUGACAUUGUUGUCUUUGACUUGACGGUUCCAAGCUUCUCCACAAUUCACCUCCCACAUGGGGUGGAGUAUGUCACUGGUGGCACCAUACUGUCACGGGCCGAUGAUGCUUCUGGUGUAUAUCUCAUCCAUGCCGGCAAGGACCUUCUACUUCGCAUCUGGCUCCACAAGGAGGGCGACGAUUGGUUGCUGGUGGACACCAUUUGUUUGCAUGAGAUGUGUGCUAACUUGAGGAUGUUAGAUUGCACGGUUGAGGAUGACCCUACUGCUAUUCCCCGGAUAAGCCAUGUGGGGGACUAUGCUGAGUUUGUGUUCUUGGAGAUGGGUCGAUGCGUACUCCUCUUGGAUGUCAAGUGCAGGACACUGCGUAAAUUGUAUGAGAUGCCAAAAGAUGAUCCAUUUUUUCGGGGUAAAAACUACCCUGUCGAGAAGAUUGGUGAUAUUCAUCCUGUUAUGAUGAUCUGGCCUCCCAAAUUCCCUGUGCUCAAGGAUGAUCCUGCAAGAAAUGCCAUGUGAAGAAGAAGGAUGAUAUCAGGAAGUUCUCGAUAAGGGCGCCAUCAAGGAAGAGCCCCAAUGAUCUGCUUGUUAGUUUGUUAGCUGAUAGAAGAAACUGUCCUAGAGGAGAGAGGAGUCCAGUACCAAUAUCCUGUCGCUGCUUUUUGUUUCCCCGAGUGAAUCACCACUUGAUUACCGGAUCAAGUAUAGCCGGAGAAGGCGAUCGAGAUGUUUGUUUCCUGGGUGAUAUUGAUAGUACAACCAAUUAAUCUUUGCUUGCACCGAUUAUGUUUCUUUCUGUAUUUGUUCUUCCCCUCGGAGGUCUGCUUAAUUAGAUGAGAUCUGCUGCAUUUUA
This is a messenger RNA of Brachypodium distachyon (stiff brome), 1699 nucleotides long. RefSeq lists its product as uncharacterized. Gene Ontology annotation, molecular function: protein binding. The record is from RefSeq and is a predicted model, not a curated record. The transcript has 3 exons. The coding region runs from base 163 to 1365 and encodes 400 amino acids. NCBI's taxonomy places the organism in Eukaryota, Viridiplantae, Streptophyta, Magnoliopsida, Poales, Poaceae.